GCGCCAAAGGCCCUACCUCAAACCAUGCCUUUUUCAGGCUCCUAACUGCAGCUUUGACGCAAAGAUUACCUAUGUUAUGCCGGCUCGCUGGACAGAAUACUGCUCUCUCAUCUGCCAGCUUCCUCGACCAACAACACUCAAACUCUGCAAAGCAACUCUUGGAACCACUUCCACAGUACAAGCCCACCAAUCCGCAGCUCAGAAGUCACGUUGUUGCGUCAACAGACCAGGACUUACAUAGUUUGAUAAAUCUCUUCUUCGAAGCCCAAGGUUCAGUCUUGCCAUAUGUCGACAAAUACGCACUCAGCUUCAAUGGCGCCCGAUCCCUCCUGGAAUCGUUUCACAACAGCUCAAACGCUAAGAAGGCAUUGCUGAAUAUCAUGUUUGCUCAUGCGGCACUUGCCAAGUCAUUUCCAGACGCCGAGGCAUUUUACCGCCGUACGCUUGCACUUCUCGAUGGAUUGUCUCUUCGUGGCUCCAGUUUGGAACUUGGUAUGUGAGCACAUCUGACCGAAAACUCUCCCACUUAUGCCGUGAGAUGACUUACUAUCCAAAGUACAAGCGGUUCUACUGCUCUGCAAUUUCCAACAGAAUACACAACGCUCCAUCGCAAGUUGGACCUACCACGCAAUUGCAGUCAAGGCAGCUUUUCAAAUGGGAUUGCAUACGUCUGACCUUUAUGAAGGGAAAAAUGCUCAUUAUUGUGAGAUUUUGAGAAGAGUCUGGCUUGGUGUCAUCAUACAGGAUAACACCUUGAGUAUGGCGUUGGGGCGACCUCGUUUGAUCCUUCCACC
Molecule: messenger RNA, 794 nt
Organism: Alternaria alternata
Lineage: Eukaryota; Fungi; Ascomycota; Dothideomycetes; Pleosporales; Pleosporaceae
Exons: 1
Coding region: 72-500 (142 amino acids)
Source: RefSeq, a predicted model, not a curated record